AACGAAAACACGAGGCAGCCGUGUGUGGAGGAUCCGAGUAAAUUACUGUGUAUCCAGGCUGACCGCGUUAAUCGGCUUUCCCGGUGCGAACGUGAGCCAGUUCGAUCGACGAGAAAUGAGAAGAAGACGAAGCAGCAACAGCGAACGGAACAGAACAGGGUUCGAGUGGAUCGUCGAAGCACGCAGCCGCGGUUUGCAUCGGGAACAUUUAUUCCGGAAAUCCUGUUUGUUGGAAUGAAGCCUUGAAGUUGCCAUCCACUUGCACACCGCCCGCGUUUCCGUCUGCAUCCCGCGGCUCCACUCGCGGCUACAUUUCUUCUUUUCUUUCUUUCGUCGCGAGGUCGCUGGCUUAGCAUUCAACCGGCACGGAAGAAAGUUUAAGUGACUCAUGGAGACACUCUUGAAAUUCACUCCGCGCCGUUACUUAAGUUUCUAUUUUCCCGCUAACGUGGAGGAAGGCGUCGUCGCGUAGCGGAUGUGGCGUCCCAGUGCCGUACUCUUCUGGACACCUCGAUCGAUGGAUCGAGCAUGAAAGUUUAACCGGAGUUCAACAUCCGCGGCGAAAUUACCCCCGGACCACAAAUCACCACGGAAUAUUUUCGAAUUGGUUCCUGCAACGGCGAAGUUACGGUUAACGUAACGUCCCGGAAUCGUUUAAUAAGAGCGAGUUACUCGCGCCUAUAAAUAACUUCUGCGAGGCUAAUAUCCUCGAGAAUCGAGGAUUUCGAUCGUUCGGGGAGAGGCCGGCUACGAGGGACGAUCUAAUAUCCGAGGAAAUAUCUCGAGCAUCGAUUUUUCCGAUAAAAUUCCAAGCCACGUUCCGGUCAACACGAGUGGCCUUUAGAAAAAUGAGCCAAAUGUCGAUCGAACGUUCGAGCGAUCCCGGAGCGUCCUUCGGCAAUCUGCUUCCGUCUGGCGAGCAUUUUCCGAAAGGAUAAUCAGAAUCGGUGAUCCUGUAGCCCCGUGUGCCGAUUACGUGACGGAGGUCCUUUAUCCGCGGAUAAGAAAGCUUGCAGCGUGUCACUACGGAGGGUAACCAGUGACACGGGACUUUCGACCUGUAAAUCGUUCGACCGUCCAAUGGAGUGUUCAAGACGUUGGAAAUUGGACGUCUCAAGGAUUCGCGUGUUCGCGAUGCGGUUGACCGAUGCGCAGAGAUCCCGAAGACGAUCGCGAAGAAGAUUAUUCGCGAUCGUUGCUGAACAGAUGAUCAGAUCGAAGUGAUUUUGGUUGUUCGCCUUGAAAUCUAGCAGGCAUUACUUUCGGGCAUGAAAAUCGACGUUGGUAGCUCGAGGUCAGAGGGAGGUCGAAGAAUAUCGAAGAUACGCUCGUUGAUCUUCCAAUUUCUCUUGCUGGAAGGCUGCUAACAGAUACGACGGUCUCGUGUCGGAAGACGAAAUCGAGUGAUCCGGCAACAAGGAUAAAAAAAGUGGAAGGAUGGAGAAAGAGAACGCGAGACAUUAUAGAGCUUACGAGGGCUUCAAGCCCGCCAACAAUGGGAAUACUUCGUCCUUGAAGAGGUCCACCUCGGAUCGCUCUAAAACGCAUCCCUCGAGACAAGUGAGGUGCCUCUGCUUCGGCGGUGUGCCGGACAAGGCUAGCCAACACUCCUUCUUGAAGGGUUUUGUUAUAAACCUCGGGAUAUGUGCUCUCCUCGUGGCUUAUACUUUGCUCGGUAGCUUCAUCUUCCUUGCGAUCGAGAGCGGCGCCGAUGUCGGGAUGCAACAAAGGACGCUUGCCACCACAAUAGCUGGAAAUCAGCCUACCAGACGGAACACCACCGCUUGGAUGAAACAGGUUAAUCACGAGGCUCGAGCGAAGACCGUAGAGAAUAUAUGGAUAAUCACGGAGAGUUUGAACAUCCUCUACCGUGAGAACUGGACGAGGCUGGCCGCCCAGGAGAUCGCACGUUUUCAGGAUCAACUGGUGAAGAGGAUCACCGAGGAUAUGAUGGCGACCCAGAACGCCGGAACAUACGUCGGAAGUUCCUCGAGCGAUCCUGUAACUGAACGACGAGUGCCGGAAUACGAGUGGAACUUCGCCAAAGCGUUCCUCUAUUCUCUUACCGUGCUCACUACCAUCGGUUGUGGUAGUGUAACACCAAAGUCUACAUGGGGGAAGAUCGCAACCAUGGGUUACGCCAGUCUGGGAAUCCCCUUGACCCUAGUUUACCUGUCAAGUGCUGGAGGCCUCUUGUCCAGGUGUGCUAGGGGUGUUUUCACGCGUGCCCUUUGCUGUUGCCUUUGUUCGAACUGCGGUUACUGUUGCUACGACGAGAGACGAAUGGAGGAGAAGGAAAGACGAAUGAGGAAGAAGAGGCAGCAGGAGGAAUUGGCGCAGCAGCAACAGCAAUUGCAGUUGCAGGAACCAUUUUACGUCCGCGCGAACGCGUCAACGUUUACCAGCACUGUGGAAAUUAAGGCCAGCCCGAAGGACGAAGUGUCGAGUCUUGGUUCCGGUGACAGACCCAAUGUCACCAUACUCGCACCAAUCAGCAUUUGUUUGGGCACAAUGCUCUGUUACAUCGUGGCAGGAGCUUUUACUUUGUACAAGUUUGACGGCUGGUCCUUUGUGGACGCGAGCUACUUCUGCUUCAUGAGCCUGAGUACAAUCGGAUUCGGCGAUAUGGUACCCGGUUCCUAUCCACGGCAAAGCCUGUACGAAUCUCGGAACGAGACCAUUUGGUUCUGCUCGUGCUACAUAAUGUCCGGAAUGGCGCUCACGGCUAUGUGUUUCAACAUCCUCCACGACGAGAUCGUCCACAGGCUGAGCCAUCAAACAGAGAAGCAGGAACCGGUUAAAUCCAGCCCGAGCGUGGACGAGCUGUCUACAGAUCCCUUCGCGUUGACCUCGUGACAAUUUCCGUCUGGCAACCUGUGCCACAGGAACGGCACCGACGAGAACGAUAUUUGUGGAACGGAACCGCCGACCAGCCUGUUCGCCCACGAGAACGAAAUCAAUAUCCUGAAGGACUCUUUCAAUCAAGUGGACGUCACCAGAGACUGCAAGCCGAUCUUGAAACUCGAGGAUCACGUACCGCCGAUUCCUGGUGUCUACAUGUUGCCGAAGGUCGACGAAGAGGCCGAGGAGAACACUGAAAUGUAAAACUCUAGCCUUUUUAUUUCUGACGGGCAAAUUGCAUGCCCGAUAAAGGUAACCAAGUGAAGAGACCUGUUGAAUGGGUUCGUUCGAGGACGUUCUUUGAGGAAUAUGAUACGGUGUUCCUGAUCGAUUAGGUACACUCGAUGAAUAUGUAUGUGUCGCGAACGGGAAUGUAAUUAUUCUAACGCAGUGACAUAGUGUACACCUUCGGCUAACGAGAAUAAUCGGAGGACAUUUUUAUUCGGUUCGAUGUUAGUUCAGGGGAAUGUGGACUGACCUUUUUUUAUAUCUUUUCGUAAAGUGUCUUUUUUUCUAAGCGGAACUGAGGUUUCGUUGUAUCGUGUCCUUCGUGAAUACGUGCACCGUUAAUGGACGGCUUUCGCGUAGUUCUCGGAUGCGAAUUAGGAUGUUUAAACGAUAUUCUCGUCGAGAGGCAGGAAAUUUUGAAGAAAGUAAAUUUGAGAAUUGUUGGAAUGUCAUUUCCGAACGUGGAAGAAUUUUGCAAAUCUGAAACGUUUUUUCAUGUAUCGAAUCAGCGUUUAAUUGAAACGAAAAUAUUUUUGCGGAACAGAAUUGUUGAUCGUGUAAAACGUGUUACGAGACAAUUAACGGUACUCGUUUGCCUCGAGUAAAUCAUUUAAAAUGAAAUAAUGGUGAUGCAACACAAACUUAACCCGUUUCAGCGAAUAUCGCGUUUGAUUAAGACAUAAUGGCAUUACGCAACUUCUGAGUAAGAUGUUCCCAGGAUAUACGAAGUGUCUCUAAAAUGUCCUGAACUUCCUGCAGACAUUUCCACGCUAAUCCUGCGUAACUCUUAAUGAACACCAUAUCACGAGGACGUAAAAUCUAUGCCUUUAGCGGAGUAGUCAAAUGCUGGGGAGAAAAUGCAAAAUAUAAGACGGAUUUCGUGCUUCGGAUUUGAAACAUUAGGGGUGUAUUUUUGUGAAGUGAUGCGAGAUUGAUUUGAAAGAUAGAAACUUUCAAAUUUAUGACUUUGUACUUUGUGAGUUUAGAGAUUUGGAUGUUUUUAAAUUUGCGAUUUGUAAAUUGGGUUGUUGAUUUCUGAAUUCUCAAUUUUUUGGAUUUUCGAAGAAGUGAGUUGGGAAUUUGAGA
Molecule: messenger RNA, 4215 nt
Organism: Megachile rotundata (alfalfa leafcutting bee)
Lineage: Eukaryota; Metazoa; Arthropoda; Insecta; Hymenoptera; Megachilidae
Product: TWiK family of potassium channels protein 7
Biological process (GO): stabilization of membrane potential; potassium ion transmembrane transport
Cellular component (GO): plasma membrane
Molecular function (GO): potassium ion leak channel activity; outward rectifier potassium channel activity
Source: RefSeq, a predicted model, not a curated record